Trichoderma citrinoviride is the source of this 2355-nucleotide messenger RNA. RefSeq names its product GPCR protein, PTH11-type. The transcript has 4 exons. Lineage: Eukaryota; Fungi; Ascomycota; Sordariomycetes; Hypocreales; Hypocreaceae. Bases 408 to 1943 code for a protein of 511 amino acids. The record is from RefSeq and is a predicted model, not a curated record.
UCCCCCCCGAUGUAACCGCCGCUGCGGCCACUAUACGUGCAGCGUUCAUGCAGCAACCCCUCCGAAUCCCGCUAUCCGCCUCGACUCUCCCGCCUACAGCACCAAACGCAUCAGCGGCCUCAUGCCCCUGGUAGUAUCACUGGACAACGACUCCCUGCCGUGUGCGAUUCUUCAGCGCCGGCUCGCCCCGGACAUUCGCGACUCGACAGUAGCAACGACACCAGAAACAGCCGCACCGCGAGACUUCUAACAAGUUUACGAGGAGAAAACCUCUCCGAACCCGAAAUCCGCCCUUCCUCGCUCGUCGAGCCCUCUGCGGAGGUCGACGGGCGCGGGCCCUUGCAAACGAGCAGACGAAACACAGAAGCAAAGAAUAAACUCAGAGCAGACGACACGGAGAGCCCGCCAUGUCCAUCUACUCUGAGCCGCCGUCAUUGCGACCCUUUUCGGAGGACAAGCCCUCGCUGCUCGUCUGCUGGUGGGCAACCAUCUUCUGUGCCCUCAUGAUCCUGCUGCGCAUCGUCGGCCGCUUCAUCCGCACCGAGAAGCUCUUUAAUGAAGACAAGCUCGUCGCCCUCGCCCUGAUCCCGCUGUUCUUGCGCAUGGGCUGCGUCCACUUUAUCCUCGUUCACGGCACCAACAACUCCGACUUCACGGGAAUCACACUCUCUUCCGAGCAGCUGCACAAAAAGGCCGUGGCCAGCGGGCUUGUUCUGCUGGCUCGCAUACUCUAUGCAGCGACGCUAUGGAUUCUCAAAGGCACCAUUCUCGAAUUCCUGGCGCGAAUCACCGACCUGACAUGGCAGCGAUCUCAGCGAUACACGUUAAUCGCCAUCCGAUGCGCCCUCGGCCUCACCUUCAUCGCCGUCAUCAUUAGCGAUCUCGUCGAGUGUCAUCCCUUCAAGCAUUACUGGCAGGUCCUGCCUGACCCCGGCGGUCAGUGUCGUCAGGGCUUCGUCCAACUCAUCACCUUGGCCACCUGCAACGUCCUUACCGACCUGCUUCUCGUCAUUUUCCCCAUCCCCCUGAUCAUCCAGAGCCACAUGCCACUUGUCCGAAAAUUCCAGCUUCUGCUCCUCUUCUCUCUCAGCUUAUCAGUUGUCGGCGUCACCCUCUACCGGGUGCCACUCAUCAUCGACGCUCACGGACGCCAGCAGUACCGAUCGCUUCUCGCGUCCGUCGAACUCAUCUUCGCCACUGCGUCCGCGAACGCUCUUGUUUUGGGUUCGUUCGUCCGAGACCGAGGCGUCAAGAAACAGAAGCCUAGGCGAACGUCCACCGCUGCCGAGUCGUUCGAACGCCCCACCGUGCGAAGGCCAACGAUGCAGCGACAAUGGGGUAGUGAUGAAGACCUAGUGAGGGAUCUUGGACUGGCCGUUGAGCCUGAGCUGCGAGAGCAACCGGAACCCACUGAUGACCUGUACGCGCCCAUCAAGCCGAUGCGCUCUGUUGGACAUGACCGGCAGCAGCAGUGGGAUCGGCAGCAGCAAGAGGACAGCUCGCAUGAAAGCGGAAGCGGACAGCAGAGUGCACAAGAGAGCGGAGACCUGUUAAUCUACAAGACCGAAUCUCCCCACGAGUCCAGAAAGCUCUCGCUGUUCGAUGUCGGAGGUCUUCUCGAGGAUUCAGCUGGCACAAGCAGCGCAAGUUACCGCAGAGGGAGCAGCUACACCUCAUCUUCCAUGGACGCAAGCACCUCUCAAAACCCUCCUCAGGCGUCCAGAAAGGCCAGCACAAGCGGCGUUCGGCGUGGCUCAACAGCGCUGCUGCAGGACCUAGGAGGUCUUCUUUCCCCCCUCAACUCCAAGUCAUCGGUUCGGUCCAAGCAGAGGACGGGAACCGAGCUGCAGACCAUCCCGCAGUCUCAUCAGGAGCACCACACGUCGCCAGGCGAGACUUCAAACCUCGUUCUCAUGGACCCUGGCGGCCUCUUACGAUCGUGAAAGCGACGACGAAUCCCACGGCAGCCGCACCCACCUGCCGUUUCUGAUUUAACGAAUUAAUCUACGACUGGAGUUACGAGUAUUUUUACCAUUAUAUGUUCUAUUCUUCUUCCCUUCUAGAUCGUAUCCGUCAUGCAUGGCGCCGAGUAUGGUCCCCUUCUCUGUCAUAUAUGCGUAUACAUAUGGUACACUUGUUUUCUUUUCUUCUAGAGUAUCUGGAUGGGAAUGGCGUCGUUUUGAUGGCUCCUGGAUGUCCAGCUCAGAAGGCGAGCGCUUGGCAGGCGACGAGACGCGAUGGAGCUUGAGGUUGCCUCUGUUUUCUUUUCUUUUCGCUUUGGUACUUUGGUUGCAUAUACCCCGGUGAAUAGCACCGUUUUGUUGUUGAGAAGAGAGGCCUUGGGUGCAUUACCCU